Acanthosepion pharaonis is the source of this 528-nucleotide messenger RNA. The record is from the annotation of a GenBank genome assembly. NCBI's taxonomy places the organism in Eukaryota, Metazoa, Mollusca, Cephalopoda, Sepiida, Sepiidae.
AUGAGAAAUCAUGAUGAUACCCUAUCUGUCAAAUUUCAUAUACGCUCUUCUUGUUCUAUUUGUUGUUCUUCUUAUUUUUCUUUUCUUCUUCACCUUCUUGCACUUGUGGUUGUUGCUGUUAAUUUCCUCUUCUUCUUCAUGUUGUUUUAUUGUUCUUGUUCAUUUUGUUUUCUUCUUCUGUUCUUCAUUUUGUUAUAUUUGUUGUUGUCGCUGUUAUUUUCUCCUUCUUCAUGUUGUUAUUUUGGUCUUCUUGUUCUUUUUGUUGAUGUUUUUCUUCUUCUUCUUCAUCAUGUUGCACUUGUUACUGCUGUUAUUUUCUUCCGCUACAAGUUGUUGUUCUUUUAUUGUUCUUCUUUUUUUGUUGUUGUUGCUCAUCUUCCUCUUCUUCUUCUAUUCGACGCAUUCCGUUACGAUGAUAUCUAUCUAUCUAUCUAUCUAUCUAUCUUUGACACUCCUAAAAUAUCGUCAAAACCUAUCUAUCUAUCUAUCUAUCUAUCUAUCUAUCUAUCUAUCUAUCUAUCUAGCUAG